Linum tenue is the source of this 408-nucleotide messenger RNA. NCBI's taxonomy places the organism in Eukaryota, Viridiplantae, Streptophyta, Magnoliopsida, Malpighiales, Linaceae. The record is from the annotation of a GenBank genome assembly.
AUGUCGUCGACGGCGGCGGCGGCGGACGAUAGGAAGAGGAAGAGGAUGAUAUCGAACAGGGAGUCGGCGCGGCGAUCGAGGAUGAGGAGGCAGAAGCUGAUUGGGGAUUUGAUCGCGGAGAAGGCGGCGUUGGAAGGGAGCAUCGGAGAGGCGAAUCAGAAGCUGAGCGGCGCGUGGGGGAGAUACUCCGCCCUGAAGGCGGAGAACGAGCGGCUGAGGGCGGAGAAGGAGAGACUCGCGGAGUACGCUGCGAAUUUGAACGAGGUCCUGGCGACUUACGGGGAGAUCGAGGUUGGCGGUGAUGGUGUUCCGGAUUUUUCGGCGGAUCAGGCGGGAUUUCAGAAUCCGUGGAGCGAUUAUUUCGGGGUUCGGAGCAGUUCGGCACAGCUGGUGACGGAUUGUUUCUAG